AUGACCAUAGCAACCUCGGGGGCGCUUACUUACCGUAGAACUGCGACUGCCGAGAUAUAUGUUUAUCCUAUAUGGACAGUAUGGUUAGGCUGGACAAUGGCCAGUUGCGUAGCGCUUUUGGUUCCUGGCAUAGCCGCUUACAGAAUUUUCAACACGGAAGGAGCUUUUUUUGAGGUAAAAGUUAAAGAAGACAAUUGCAUCAGAGCCAUCGCUAUGAGGUACAGUCUGAUAGAGGCGCUAUUCGAGAAAACUGAGUCGAGCAUUUAUGCUAAUCGCGCUAGCGAAAGAUUCUGA
Protopolystoma xenopodis is the source of this 294-nucleotide messenger RNA. The record is from the annotation of a GenBank genome assembly. NCBI's taxonomy places the organism in Eukaryota, Metazoa, Platyhelminthes, Monogenea, Polystomatidea, Polystomatidae.